This is a messenger RNA of Adineta ricciae, 3168 nucleotides long. NCBI's taxonomy places the organism in Eukaryota, Metazoa, Rotifera, Eurotatoria, Adinetida, Adinetidae. The record is from the annotation of a GenBank genome assembly.
AUGAAGACUCACGGACCGGUACUGACCAAUCUGACAUGUACGAAUAUUCCAAUAGCAAGUUUAUCUUCGCGAACUGACGAUCGGUUUAGUCAGUUGAAAAUGUUCGCCUCGCCGCAAUUUUUGUCAAGUUCGUCUCAAACAUGUGGCAAAUACGAUAUACGAUCAACUUACACGUUGUAUGUCAAAUCAAUCAAUGUAUUGAUUGAGAAUUUCUGUUCAAUUGUACAAGCACAUCCGAUACUUUUGAUCUAUUUGAAUGAUUAUCGAAUUGAAAAUCAUGCCUCACCAGCUGCAUAUAUCUUUUUCUUAAAAUUAUUUACGUUUUUGCAAUAUCCGAUGUUAACAUUUCAUUAUUUUCAUCCAUUUCAUCCCGAACAUUUUCCAAGUUAUCGCUUCUUUCAACUGGCCCCGACCUAUCGCGAAGAAGCGCGGGCUUUGAUUUCACUCUUAGAACGAUAUGAUUGGAAUACAUUUUCGCUAAUUAUCGAACCGCGAUUACCUGGCGAAGACGAACUUACUGAUGAAUUCGAACAACACGGAAAUGAACAACGAGAUUGUAAAAGAACAUCGUGUCAUCGGAGCCAUCUCAAAGGACAAAAAAAAUUAACAAUUCUGUCAAAAAUUGAUAUUAAAAGUAACAAUCCAAUCCACAUUCGACAGCAAUUAGCGUUGAUGAAUCCUGAAACACGUGUUAUUAUUGUGCAUACAACAUCAUCGUUAGCUUCAUUGAUUGUCAAACAAGCGAAUAAUAUGAGUUUAAUGGGAUCGGAAUAUAUGUGGAUUAUGUCGUCGAUUGUUCUUUCAACAUAUAGCAGUGGAGGAACGGAACCGAAAAUGAGUCCGUAUGAUAAUCCGAAUCGACGAAAGAUGGACUUCUAUGCUGGAACGUUAGCGUUGUACAAUGAUGUUACUCGAGAUACGGUUCUUAGUCGUUUUGAUAAAUACGUUGGACCGAUAUUAACGAGUAUUUUCUCUCAGAGUUUUCAUCUUGAUGUGAUAAAACACUGGAAUGAGAAUUUAACAAUACCUCGUCGGUUUCCUUCACGCGAUCAAGCAUUCUGUAAUCGAUUAUUCAAUGAGAACAAAUCAAUUCACCAACCAUUUCUAAAACAUUCCUAUCCAAAUCUUUACAAUUUAUUGAAAGAAGCAUUUCAGCAUGCACAUGGAGUUUUUCAACGCGAUGGUCUCGCACUCGCCGGGAACUAUUCAGUCUUAAAUUAUCAAUAUCCUGAUCGAGAAUGGAAAAAGGUUGGCGAAUAUAUAAAUAGUACAUUAACGAUCGCCGAUAUUCAAUGGCCGGGUGGACGGUCGAAGCCUCCGCCCGGAAAACCUGUCAUUUAUUAUUUGAAAGUAGUCACAUUAGAAGAACGUCCAUUUGUAAUGUUGAAAGAUCCAUCAAUUGAUGGAAAAUGUCAAGCAGGCUCAGUUAUUUGUCGAAUCGGUCCGGAAAAUUCAGGUGCUAAUCAUAGUGAUCCACAUCACUAUCAAUGUUGUUCAGGAUUCUAUAUCGAUAUAUUCAAUGUCCUUAAAGAACGAUUGAAAUUUGAAUUUGAACUUUAUCAAGUUCUGGAUCGCACCUGGGGCGCGCGAAAUCCUAUAACGAAUAAAUGGAAUGGAUUGCUUGCUGAAAUUUUGGAGAAUCGAGCGGACUUAACAUUAACUUCAUUGAAAGUCACAACAGAACGAAAUGCUGCGGUAGAUUUCAGCAUUCCCCUGAUGGAAACGGGCAUUGCUUUGAUUGUUUCGUUGAGACAAGGCGCUAUCUCCACAACCGCAUUUCUUAAACCCUAUGAUUAUCGAAUAUGGGUUUUGAUUUUGUUGGUAACACUACACGGUGUUGCCAUUAUGAUAUUUCUUUUUGAAUAUUUUAAGCAAAGGUUAACCAUUCAUUAUUCACAUUAUGGACUUGAAGAUGGUGAAAAAUUGCCUAAUUCACCAUGGGAACUUAUUCUUGACCUUUUUCGUCGAUCAGAAAAGAAAAAAAGUUUGAAAAAACCUACCACUCCAAUGACUGAAUUCUUAGUAUUCAUCUCUGUAGAUCUGAAUAUCACUUUCUUUCAAUCAGUUUGGCUUAGUUGGGUUAUUCUCUUUCGAGCACCGGCAAAAGUUAACAAUCCAAAAGGUUUUACCUCGAAAUUCAUGGCAAACAUUUGGGCAUGUUUUUGUCUGGCAUUUACCGCGAGUUACACUGCUAAUUUAGCUGCCUUUAUGAUCACGAAGGAUACUUAUUUUGAACUAUCUGGUAUUACUGACCAUCGAAUAUCCAAUCCUCAUUCGAUUAAACCAUCGUUCCGUUUUGGAACAGUUGCAAACGGAAGCACUGAUGAAGUACUGAAAACGAAUCAUAAAGAAGUUUAUACAUACAUGACACAAUUUAUGAAGAAGAAUAUCACCGAAGGCAUCAAAGCACUGAAAGCACAUGAAUUGCAUGCAUUUCUGUAUGAUGCAGUUGUACUCGAUUAUCUCAGUGGACAAGAUGACGAAUGUAAAUUACGUGUUGUUGGAAAUUGGUAUGCAAUGACUGGAUAUGGAAUUGCAUUUCCAAAACAAUCGAAAUUUAAAGAAAUGAUUAACAAGGAAAUCAUCGAAAUGCAUCAUUCAGGAGAAAUCGAGCGUCUUCGUCGAUUUUGGUUUACCGGAGCAUGUAAACCCGAUAUGUUGCAUCAAUCACAACGAAGUAGUCAACCGUUAGAUGAAAGAAAUUUUACAUCCGCUUUUUUACUUCUGUCCGGCGGAACGUUAAUCGCAGUAAUUAUUCUACUUUCUGAAAAUGCAUAUUCAAGGUUUGUUGCAAGAGCAAGACGAGUAGGUCGGGAUCAGCAACGUCAACCAGAAGGCAAACCAAUGUUAACCGAUAAUACAAAUCAACAUCGACCAGAUCGUUCACGACGUGAAAAAGUCUUAGAAAAUUAUGUCGAAAUUCUCAAAGAACGUAUUCUUGAAUUGGAAAAAGAAGCGUCAUCGAAGAUAUCAUCUCCGCAAGUGAAUAACACUGAAAUUAAACGUAAGAAUACAGCAGACGGUGUGGUGCUGCCCGUAACCUAUUUAUCUCCGUCGGUAUCAAAUCCUCGAUUGGAAAUUGUUUCGUAUCCACCAGCAGAUGACAGUCGAUUACAAUUAUUACUUGUCGAGCAAACUCAUUCACCAGUAUAUGAAACAAUCGUUUAG